CUCACUGAAGGAAUGCAUAAAUGAAUGAAUGAAUGUUUUUCUAAUGUCUUUCCUCAGGACCUGAACCACCAACAGAACUGCUGUUCAGCAACAUUACAGAAACGUCUCUCAUUUUGUCCUGGACCAAACCUAAAAGCACAGUAAAGGGAUUCAAAGUAACAUACACCAAUUCUGCAAAUGGGGUAACAGGAUCCAUGUCUGUUGACUCACAGUUGUCCCAUGUUCUCAUUUCCAAGCUGUCUGUUGGUUCCCGGUAUGAAAUUAGUAUCAGGUCUGUUAUGCGAGCAAUAAAGAGUGAAGCCACCACAGCCUCGGUUGUUACAGUACCUGACUCCCCUACUGACCUCCAGGCCAUGAACAUCACAGACAGCAAAGCACUGUUGGUAUGGAAGCCUGCUGAAGCCAAAGUCGAUAAUUAUAUCCUCACUUAUGGAUCAACAAGAUCUCCUAAUGUGACAGUGACAGUGAUGUUGUCUGGCAAUUCUGUGCAGCACCAGCUUAGGGGUCUACACAGAUCUACCCUCUAUGCAGUAAAGAUUCUGAGCCAAAUCAACAGUCUCCAGAGUAGCUCUGUUUCCACAACCUUUACAACAAAAAGCGGAGUAAAGCUGCAGGUAGUUACACCCAAUGAAGUCACCUGGAACUCUGCUGUGAUUUCAUGGAAGAGCACUCACAUAGCUUUCAGAAGCUAUAGGCUUACAUACCAGUUUGGAGAAGAGGUUAAGGAGGUGAUCCUAAAGCCAACUGUGUUCCAGUACAAGUUAACUGAUCUGGUGGCUUCUUCUCACCACACUGUAAAAGUAGAUGGAGAGAGUGAGGGACAGUAUAUCAGUGUGGUUUCCACUGCAUUUACAACAGCAAAAUUGCCUUACCCAUACCCAGUCGAAUGCUCCCAGGUGCAGGUGAAUGGCAUAAAGGAGUCUGGAGAGGCUGAGAUUUAUCCACAGGGUAAAGAAAGAGAGGCAGUGAGGGCCUACUGUGAUAUGGAGACUGAUGGAGGAGGCUGGACAGUAUUCCAGAGGAGAUUGGAUGGGUCUACUGAUUUCUUCAGAGAAUGGAGAGAUUAUAGCAAAGGUUUUGGAGAGUUGAGUGCAGAAUUCUGGCUUGGAAAUGACAUCCUUCAUGCUCUGACUAACACGGAACCAAUGAGCCUGCGCGUGGAUUUGCGCUUAGGAAAUGACACGGCCUACGCUCACUACUCCAACUUUUCUGUGGGGUCGGAGGUGAAUCACUACACCAUUGAGGUGUCUGGAUACUCUGGCACAGCUGGGGAUUCAAUGAGAUACCACAAUGGUUGUCCUUUCUCAACUAAUGACAAGGACCCCAGCAGUAAUGAUGUCCAGUGUGCAAAGAAAUACAUGGGAGGCUGGUGGUACAAGAACUGCUACAGAGCCAAUCUCAAUGGUGUCUAUGCAACCUUCUCCAAGGACCAGGGAGUGGUGUGGAUUGACUGGAAGGGCAAGGACAUCUCCCUCCCUUUUACCGAGAUGAAGCUGCGGCCUGUCUCUCUGAGCCACGUGACCCCCAACACCCAAGGCUAGAACAUCUAGUGAAGAGCAGCUGCUACAUGCAGAUACACUGUACAACCUUCAACACUUCACAUUCGACACACUCUGUACAUAAUUUUAUGUGAUGUAUAUCUACUUUUUUUUUUUACCAAUUAUUAUUAUAAUACAUCAUACAGUGACAAAGUUAAUAAAUGUCUAAUAUUAUAUAAAUAAUCAAACAAUCAUCCAUUGAACAUAGUACAUAUUAAUUAGGUAUGUUUGAAGGAUAAAUACUGUGUGUGCCGCAUUAUUUACUUUCAUAUGACUGUAUAGUAAGGAUUAUGUGCUAUCAAAGCGUUCAAAGGGUUCAUUACACUGUUCCUGACUCACACCGCUACUGAAAUGAAUGCACUGUUACAUUUUAUUGGAUGUAAAGGUUAUAGACUAAUGUUCUCUUCGGUUCCAUUUUUUUUUAAAAGGAUUUUUAGAAAUAUCAAAUAAAUUGCUGAUAUUGCAACCUGGGAUCAUAGAAGGAUUUUUCUGUUCAAUGCAAGCACAUAACAUUUAAAAAAAAAAAACAUUUUUUUAACAUGAACAUUAACAUUUUUACUAUUACUAUUAACAUUAACAUUUACAGAAUUUUACUGUAAAUGAUUGAGCAGUUAGAGCAAUGCACUGGUUUGCAGUAACACUUCAGAAUAUGCAAAGCUAAGAUCCUUUAAAAGGAUUGAGAAAAAGUCUAUUGUUUCAACAUCUGAAAAAUAUUAGUAAGUCAUCGUUUGUGUGCUUUGUUAUAAGGAAUAUUUUAGCCAAAAGAAACUGUCUAUUAUGUGCCUUUUAAAAAAAAAUGGUUUAUUAAAGCACUGAAAUUUGGGUUUUAGUACAAGUUCAUUCAGCUGUAGAUGUGGUUGAAGGUCAUGAGGUCGAAUCCUAGCAACACCAAACUCCUGUGGUCUUACUUUAAUAUACACUGUCUCAGUUCUAUGGAGUUUUGAAUAAAUUCGUGAAUGAGUUAUAUUUUAUUGAUUUUUAGUUUCUACAGUUUCUACUAUAUUUACAAGUAUAUUUACAAGGAUAUUUACAUAUUAAGUCAUUUAUAUUAUAUUAUUAAAAACACUAUAAAGAUCAGAGUAAUUAAAUCAAAGUAGCACAUGUAAGACAGUAUGUUACAAUUUAUAAGUAAUUAAUGUAAUUAUAAUACUUUAUUGUCCUUAUUUUACUAUAAUGAAUUCAGGAAUAAUACUGAUGCUUUUUUUUUAAGUUGCUCGAAAAAUCCUGGUUACACAAUUAACAAAUAGUACACUAGUUUUAAGUCUGGUUCCUCUUAAGGUUUCUUCAUCAUAUCCUCUAUUUAUUUUUGCCGCAGUUGACUCUGGUUUGCCAAAAUGCGAUAAAUAUAAACUAAAGUUUUAAACUUCUAUUACUUCUAUCUAUCAUUUUAUAUUCCCAU
Tachysurus fulvidraco (yellow catfish) is the source of this 2937-nucleotide messenger RNA. RefSeq names its product tenascin XBa (gene tnxba). The transcript has 11 exons. The record is from RefSeq and is a predicted model, not a curated record. Gene Ontology annotation, molecular function: protein binding. Bases 195 to 1541 code for a protein of 448 amino acids. Lineage: Eukaryota; Metazoa; Chordata; Actinopteri; Siluriformes; Bagridae.